This is a messenger RNA of Cryptomeria japonica (Japanese cedar), 924 nucleotides long. RefSeq names its product ankyrin repeat-containing protein ITN1-like. Gene Ontology annotation, molecular function: protein phosphatase regulator activity; protein phosphatase 1 binding. Gene Ontology annotation, cellular component: plasma membrane. NCBI's taxonomy places the organism in Eukaryota, Viridiplantae, Streptophyta, Pinopsida, Cupressales, Cupressaceae. The transcript is spliced from 2 exons. The record is from RefSeq and is a predicted model, not a curated record. The coding region runs from base 1 to 924 and encodes 307 amino acids.
AUGGAGGAAUUCCCCAAAGCAUAUGAUAGGAUCUAUACAAACCAGGAACAGUGGACCAUAAUGGAGAAAAAGACGUCUACAGAAUGGAUGGUGAACUUGUUGCUGAAAGUACCUGGGGUGGACAAGCUGGCGCUGAACAAUGAGGAUAAGACACCAUUUGAAAUUGCAAGAAAUGUCACGGAGUACCACGAAUCUUUCAGGACUAUAAGAAGGCUGCGAGGUUCUAGACCGGGGCCUAGACGAUUCAUGUACUGUGCACCACAAGUGAGCCAUAUAAAGUACAAUAAUGCAAUGUCAAACAAAGCCUAUGAAGCGAGACGCGAUGCAGAACUAGUGGUGGCAGCGCUGUUGGCCGCCAUGACAUGUGCUGCUCUCUUCACCGUCCCAGGCGGUUUCAAUUCGGAGAGCCCUAGCGAUGUACAGCAUGAUCAAGGGAGCCCUCUUCUUGUAUCCCUCGUUUCAUUUAAGCUCUUCAUUAUUUUCGACUGCAUAGCCUUCUUUCUAUCCCUCUUCGUUUGUACAAUGUGGGAGCUGAGCGCAGACCUUAACACAAAGAACAAGAGGCUGUUCAUGAAUGUCAACGCUAUGGUGGUUUGCCUUAGCUUUGGCUUUAGCGCUUCUGGUUUUAUGUGUGCAGUGUACGCGAUGCUGGCACGUAAGGUUAUGACCUUCUCUUGGGUGGUUUUGGGAAGUCUCAUGUUCAUUUGUUUGUGUAUUGUUCUCGGAUUUAUCCAUCAAACGCUACACUAUAUUGUGACGCAGGCCAGAUUCGAUCGCCUGGUUGGUGUAUCUUGGUUUUUCGAUGAUAUUGUUGAAAAGGUAUGGUGUGCAGCAGAACGCUGUGGGCUUCUCAACCUUUCGCGUUUCAGGUCAGGAUGUUUCGGAGGAUUUGAUGACUGGACAUUGCAAGUUCAAAUCACAUAA